This is a messenger RNA of Sciurus carolinensis (gray squirrel), 2223 nucleotides long. Its product is annotated as guanylate-binding protein 6-like. The transcript is spliced from 11 exons. Gene Ontology annotation, biological process: defense response to protozoan; defense response to Gram-positive bacterium. The coding region runs from base 138 to 2024 and encodes 628 amino acids. Lineage: Eukaryota; Metazoa; Chordata; Mammalia; Rodentia; Sciuridae. The record is from RefSeq and is a predicted model, not a curated record. Gene Ontology annotation, molecular function: GTP binding; GTPase activity.
UUUUAUUUUCCAGCUUAUAUAAGGGAGAGACAGACAAGUGGAAGGAGGCAGACAACUGGAGGGUGUGUUCGAGGCAGCUGAGGACUUCUUGGAGCUGUAGUUCAGUGGGGCAGGUUGUUACAGGUUAGCAGGUUGCUAUGGCUUCUGGACCGAAAAUGUCUGCCCCCAUUUGUCUGGUGGAAAAUAACGGUGAGCAGCUGAUGGUGAACCAGGAAGCUAUACGGAUUCUUGAGAAGAUUUCUCAGCCAGUGGUAGUGGUGGCCAUUGUUGGACUGUACCGUACAGGAAAAUCCUACUUGAUGAACCGUCUGGCAGGACAGAAUUGUGGCUUCCCUCUGGGCUCCACCAUACAAUCUGAAACCAAGGGCAUCUGGAUGUGGUGUAUGCCCCACCCCACCAAGCCAAAAUGCACCCUGGUCCUUUUGGACACUGAGGGCCUGGGUGAUGUGGAAAAGGGUGACCCUAAGAAUGACUCUUGGAUCUUUGCCCUGGCUGUGCUUCUCAGCAGCACCUUUGUCUACAACAGCAUGGGCACCAUCAACCACCAGGCCCUGGAGCAGCUGUAUUAUGUGACAGAACUGACAGAAUUAAUCAGGGCAAAGUCCUCCUCAAAUCAUGAUGAAAUAGAAGAUUCCACAGAGUUUGUGAGUUUCUUUCCAGACUUUGUCUGGACUGUACGGGAUUUCACCCUGGAGCUGAAGUUUGAUGGUCACCCCAUCACGGAAGACCAGUACCUGGAGAACUCGUUGAAGCUGAUUAAAGGGAAAAACCCCAAAGUUGAAAAAUCCAAUCAGCCCAAGGAAUGCAUCAGGACUUUCUUUCCAAAACGGAAGUGUUUUGUCUUUGACCGGCCGAUAAAUGACAAAGAACACCUAGCCAAAAUUGAGAAUGUCUCAGAAGACCAACUAGAUCCUAAAUUCCGGGAACAAACCAAUAAUUUCUGUUCAUACAUCUACACCCAUGCAAAGACCAAGACCCUCAGAGAGGGAAUUGUGGUUACUGGGAAUCGCUUGGGGACUCUGGUGGCGACCUAUGUAGAUACCAUCGCUAGUGGGUCAGUGCCUUGUUUGGAGAACGCGGUGACCACUCUGGCCCAGUGUGAGAACUCGGCAGCCCUGCAGAAGGCAACCCACCACUACAGUGAGCAGAUGGCCCAGCGAGUGGAGUUCCCCACAGACACACUCCAGGAGCUGCUGGAGGUGCACGCAGCCUGUGAGAGGGAAGCCAUCGCAGUGUUCAUGGAGCACUCCUUCAAGGAUGAAAAUCAGGAAUUCCAGAAGGAGCUGGUGAAAAUAAUAGAGGAGAAGAAGAAAUAUUUCUUGCUGAAGAAUGAAGAGACCUCUGAAAAAUACUGCCAGGAUGAACUGAAUAAGAUUUCAAAGGUCCUAUUGGAAAGCAUUUUAGCAGGAACUUUCUCUGUUCCUGGAGGCCACAAGCUCUACAUGGAAGCAAGGGAAAAUGUUGAACAGGCGUAUUUGCAAGUGCCGAGGAAAGGCAUCAAGGCAGGUGAUGUCUUCCAGAGGUUCUUGCUGUCACAGGCACCAACGGAGAAAUCCAUCUUGCAGGCAGAUAAAGCCCUUACUGAUGGGGAGAAGGCCAUUGCAGAGGAGCGAGCCAAGAAAGAGGCAGCUGAGAGGGAACAGAAGAUUUCGAGACAGAAACUACAGGAACAGCAGCAACAGAUGGAGGCUCAAGAGAAGAGUCUCAAGGAAAACAUGGAGCAACUGAAAAAGAAGUUGGAGGAGGAGAGAGAAGAGCUCUUGAAGAAUCAGAAUAUCAUGUUGGAGCACCACCUGAAGGUUCAAAAGGAUUUGCUUGAGGAAGGAUUUAAGAAGAAAUCUGAGGAAAUGGAUGCAACGAUUAAUCAUCUGAAAAAUAUGAUUGAUGCAACAAAAGAGGAUAAUGUUCCCUGGAUUUUAAAAGUCUUGGACGUAUUUGGCAAUGGGCUAAAUUCAGUAUUAUCUGUUGGUACCUCUGUUGGUAAAAUUGUGAAAGGAGUCACCUCACUAUUUAAAAGGAAGUAGCUCUUCUUUAAGGAAAUUGUUGAUUGUGGUACAUGCUUUUGUCUGUUUUGGUGCUCAUGUUUUUCAUUUUCAUUCUGUGAAGUUUUAAACAUAAAAAGUGCUUGCUAGAAGAUAUCAGUGCCUGAUCUGCAUUAGAUGAAACAAAUGCAUGGAAACAUUAACAGAUAAUGUUAGCAUUAAUAAACUUACAUUUGCAGUA